Lotus japonicus is the source of this 1972-nucleotide messenger RNA. Its product is annotated as dehydrogenase/reductase SDR family member FEY-like. The record is from RefSeq and is a predicted model, not a curated record. Lineage: Eukaryota; Viridiplantae; Streptophyta; Magnoliopsida; Fabales; Fabaceae. The coding region runs from base 188 to 1336 and encodes 382 amino acids. The transcript has 8 exons.
CGGCACGAGUGAACUCAUCGGACGCGCGACUCAGUUGGGGCUCUGACACACUCGGUGACUCACUCACUCACUCACUCACCAUUGGACACAAAACUACAAAUCGAAGCAACUACGCAAACUCCGUCUUUUCCUGCAAAGCACAGAUCUCAUCUCAGAGAUUCUCUACGCUACUCACACUCUGCAAGAGAUGGCAAAAACAACAACAACACCAUCGUCUUCAAGCGACGAAUCAUCGAAGCAGCUGAAGCGUAAGAAGAAGCAGGGUUUGGGUUGGAUAGAAUGGUUCAGAGGAUGGUUCGAAUUGGUCUACGAAAUGCUGUUCCAGCGAAUCAUGGCGAGUCACUUGCACAACCCCAUGCCUCUUCCACCUCUCACUGACCUCACCUGCAUUGUCACUGGUUCCACCAGUGGCAUUGGACUCGAAAUCGCCAGGCAAUUGGCACAAUCAGGAGCCCAUGUUGUUAUGGCAGUGAGGAACUUAAAGGCGGCUCAGGAGUUGAUCCAGAAAUGGCAGAUGGACUCUGCAGGAUUGGGUGUUGCACUCAAUGUUGAGGCGAUGGCGGUUGAUCUUCUAUCAUUGGAUUCUGUCGCGAGGUUUGCUGAAGCAUGGAAUGCACGCUGUGCACCCUUGCAUGUUCUCAUUAAUAAUGCUGGAAUUUUUUCCAUUGGAGAGCCACAGAAGUUUUCAAAAGAUGGUUAUGAAGAACACUUGCAAGUGAAUCAUCUUGCUCCUGCUUUGCUUUCAGUACUUCUUUUGCCAUCCCUUAUUAGGGGUUCUCCUAGUCGAAUCGUUAAUCUGAACUCCAUUAUGCAUCAUAUUGGCUUUGUUGACGCUGAUGACAUGAAUAUGACAUCUGGAAAAAGGAGAUAUUCUAGUAUGAUGGGGUACUCAAACAGCAAGUUGGCGCAGAUUAUGUUUAGUAGCAUUCUUCAUAAGAGACUCCCUGCUGAAGCUGGCGUCAGUGUAUUGUGUGUAUCACCUGGAAUCGUCCAAACAAAUGUUGCAAGGGAUCUUCCAAAAAUUGUUCAGACUGGGUAUCGUUUGAUACCUUACUUCAUCUUUAAUGCUCAAGAAGGUUCUAGGAGUGCUCUCUUUGCUGCCACUGAUCCUCAAGUUUCAGAAUAUUGUGAAUUGUUGAAAGCAGAUGAGUGGCCUGUUUGUGGCUUUAUUUCUCAAGAUUGUCGUCCGGCAAAUCCAUCAGAAGAAGCUCAUAACACUGAAACAUCAUAUGAAGUAUGGGAGAAGACAUUAGAGAUGAUUGGCCUUCCUUCAGAUGUCGUAGAGAAGCUUUUAGAGGGAGAAGAAGUUAAGUCUCGUUAUGGACAAGAACAGUAGACUAAUCUAUAGUGUUGACAGCAACAAAAAUAUCCCAACAUGCUCCCCCUUAAUGAUAAUGUGCAGGGGCACUUCAUUAUCUAUAGUGAGUAAUGGACAUUUCAUUUUGAAUCUGUGGGAGAAGCCUCUGAUAUUUCUUCUUCUACAAAGUUCAUAUAUGCUUUUGUAGGAUACAAGUUUCCGAAGCCAAAAAGUUCGUGCAUUGAUUUUGAUCAUGCUUAUGUACUCAACUGCCACUUAUUCCAAAUGGGGUAGAAUCUAGCCAUAAACAGGAGUCCUGACCUUAGAAAUUCUAAGUUUUGCUGCCAUUGUGAUGGUGAUUUAUAGGAGCAAGAACUAAAUUAGCACUGUAUUCUAUACUUCUUUUGAUCCAUAUAAUAGGUGACUGUGACAGUCAUAAAUAAGUAAAUGGGUUCUAUCAUACAAGUGUUGCUCUCAAUUUGAGUAUGUGAUAUCAUGUAAUUCAUUACUUUGUUUGGGUGGUUCCUGUGGAUUUAGAUUUGAUGCAGUCAGAAAUUUGUGCAGUCAUAGGGUAAUUAAAUCAUAGCUGUUGCAUGAAAAUCAGACAGCUUAGAUUCAAAGUUCAUGUUUUAAUUCCAAUUUGUUGCGAUGAAAUUUAUACCAUAAGUUUAUGUA